UUGUAAAGUGCUAAGAAUUAUACAUCUCCUUUUAACUGAUUUCUUCAAAUGUACAUUUGAAGACUUCAGUUUGAAAUGUCAAAAUGUUAUGCAGUAUGUUCUCAGCCAGACAUGCACAAUAAAAUUGCCAUUUUCAUCACAGGAGAAUUUGGCCCUGGAAGCAGAAAUUCCUGAAAAUGGGAGAAAUAUAUUUGCAUUCCUUUUUCCUUUCUUUUUGGGCACAUUUACAUGAUUCUUGAGACGGACUGUAACAGUGAAUAAUAAGCUGUUGUGUUGAGUUUGUCUUCCAUAGCUUUCUAUGAGCAUUUCCACCAGAAAUCCUAGAAAUUCUGAGCACUGAGCAUGAACCCAAAAGCUCUUCAAGUGACUAAUGUGACCAACUGCAAUUAAUGACACUUUCAAUAAUAAGCCAUCUCAUAGCUGUAAUUUGCAGAAGACUUUACUGUACAAUUAAAAAUCAUACAUAUAUUUUAGAAAAUCAUGUUUGAAUCAAGAGUACUCCAGGAACAGAAUAAAAGAUUAUUCUUGUUUUGCUAUUGCAAUUUUUUGUCUCCAUUUGAGGUCUAAGAUAGCUCAUCCAAUGAAUAUUAAAAAGAGUUGCAGGAAGUGGUGAAAGACAGAAAGAUUAUUUAACUUUGGCACAAAGUUGUCCACAUGGUAUAGUUGAAUCAAGGUAUUGGGAUAAUCUGCAGCAUUAGCAACAUGAGGUUAACUUUUUCUGCUCAUGUAGUAAAAUAUUUGUCAGGAAUUCUACCAUGUCUCAUUUAGGACACAUGAAAACCUGCAUGCUGUAUAAUUUAGGCACUUUGAUCCAUAUGAGUCUCAAUAUUCCAGGUUUCUAUUUCUUUUUUCUUUCUACCAUGCAUAUUUGACAUAGUAUGUGCAACUAUUCCUUCAGGCUUUCACUCUAUUGUUAUUCAAAAGCCAAGAAGACAAAUUCCCUCUGCAAUUCAGAAAAGACAGACUUGCAGCUUUUCAGCAUUUAAAAAACCUUUUGUCACCCACUGUCAGAGAGAACAAGGUAAAACCAGCAUGGUCACUUUAAUAGCUGGUGCUUAAAACAAAGAUGGAUUUGAAUAGUUGCCUUGGCUUUCUGCAAUGUGUUUGUGCUGUUCUCUGCACAGCACUGUAGUUUCCAAGCUGUCUUAACCACAACAUCAGGGGAAGCUGUGUGCUUGUUUCCCUGUAUCCUUGUAAAUCAUACUGUCUAUUUACAUGCUUUCAAGAAACAAAAAAAAAUCUGCAAGUGCUUUUAUUAAAUUGAGUUCCCUACUGUGACACCAGUCUUCUUCCCUCUACUUGCUUUGAAUGACUCUGUCUGAGGUUGGUAGUAAAGGCUAAAAGGAAAAAAACAAACCAAAAUAACAAAGCUGGAACAGUCAAACCUCAGGCCAUUAAGGGCCGUGUCUUCAAAGCCGUAUGUCUAAGCAGAGAGGACAUGUGGUUUUAUUGAUUGAAUGCAGACUGAGAGACAGGAACUUGUAACUUUUAAUUUUACUUGUGCUCCUGUCUCACUUUGCAACCCUUAAGCAACUUAAUUUAACUCUGCAGAAGAUCUAGCAUUGUCUUUUGUAGAGUCACACCACCAGUCCCAAAGGCCAAGUCGGAUUUGGGCCACACUGAGUUGUACUCAUUCUGGUCUGCUCCAAGGGGGCAAGAAGACAUCCUGGAGGUAGCUCAGAACACCCGCCCAAGCUAGUACAAUUACAUGUACUAAAUCACACAUUUAUGUGUUAUCCUCAAGCCCUUGGCCUUACUCUCCUAUAUCCAAUAUACUGGGUCUUAUCCUAUAUUUCUUGGAAAAGUCUGAGCUGCUUUUGAUACUGGCUGUGCAGCUGAGUUACAUUCUGCAGUAUGUACAUUUGCCACAGGGCUGUAUGCAGUUCACAGCUGAAUCCAGAACAUGCAGCCCCCUGUCUCUGUUUCUCAAUCUAAACUGAAAAAUAAAAAUGCUUUUUGAAUUCCAGGAGGAGGCCAAUGAUGCUUGUCGUGCCAUGACUUUGCGAGGGAUCUCUAGCUAACCCUGAGCAGAGAAGCAGCUGAAGCACAUAUUCCCAUGUCCCCAGAGCAGACAGGGAGGGAUGAGAGCAGGAAGAACGAGGCACAGGCAGGCCACAUCUGACAGAUAGCGGAUAUGAGGACUUUGCUGACUUCAGAAAGCUGACAGAAACCAACAGACUUCAGUGAAAUACCCCUCCAACCACAAAGACUUUUGGUAGCUUUAAAGUAACCUGUUGUUCAAGUGCAAAGACAUGGCAACUGGUUCUUUCAGCACACAUGGAGGAAGGCAACAAACAUUGUAACCCUGGCUAAUAAGACUGUGUUUUCCUUAUCAAAAGUAGGAGGUAGGCCAAUUAUAAAAGGAUUAUUUUAUUGUUAUCCUCCAGGACUUUAACUCUGGCCUGAACACUGGACAUAAAUAGAAGCCAAUUUUAAUGACCUGCGAUUUUGUUACCUGUGUGUUAUUAUUGUUAUCAGUUCCUAAACAAUUUGGUACUUUAUUUCUUUAAAUUAGAAAUGGGUUCGUGGAUUAAAAUGUGGCCCACAGAUUGGGCUCUUCUCAUGAAAUCAUGGCUUAUCUUUUCCCUGGGGCUCUACAUACAGGUCUCCAAAACUUUGGCCUGCCCAAAAGUGUGCCGCUGUGACCGAAACUUUGUCUACUGUAAUGAACGAAGCUUGACCUCAGUGCCUCUUGGGAUACCGGAGGGUGUAACCGUCCUCUACCUCCAUAAUAACCAAAUUAAUAAUGCUGGAUUUCCUGCAGAGUUGCACAAUGUCCAGUCUGUGCACACAGUCUACCUGUAUGGCAAUCAAUUGGAUGAAUUCCCCAUGAACCUGCCCAAGAAUGUCAGGGUUCUCCACCUGCAGGAAAACAACAUUCAGACUAUUUCACGUGCUGCUCUUGCUCAGCUUUUGAAGCUGGAAGAACUGCAUCUGGAUGACAACUCCAUCUCCACUGUUGGUGUUGAGGAUGGGGCAUUCCAGGAAGCCAUCAGCCUCAAGCUUCUGUUCUUGUCCAAGAAUCACUUAAGCAGUGUGCCAGUAGGCCUUCCUCUGGACUUACAAGAACUUCGUGUAGAUGAAAACCGGAUCGCUGUCAUUUCAGACCUGGCCUUCCAGAAUCUUACAAGUCUGGAGCGUCUGAUUGUGGAUGGCAAUCUCCUUACUAAUAAAGGCAUAGCUGAAGGCACCUUUAGCCACCUCUCCAAGCUCAAGGAAUUCUCAAUAGUUCGGAAUUCACUGACUUACCCUCCUCCCGAUCUUCCAGGUACACAUCUGCUAAGACUUUACUUGCAGGACAACCAGAUAACCCAUAUACCACUUACAGCCUUUUCAAACCUCCACAAACUGGAACGUCUUGAUAUUUCCAACAAUCAACUUCGGAUGUUGGCAAAGGGAGUAUUUGAUAAUCUCCAUAACCUGAGACAACUCACUGUAAGGAAUAAUCCCUGGUUAUGUGACUGCAGCAUAAAGUGGGUCACUGAAUGGCUCAAAUUUAUUCCUGCUUCCAUCAAUGUACGGGGUUUUAUGUGCCAGGGACCAGAGCAGGUCCGAGGUAUGGCAGUCAGGGAGCUCAAUAUGAAUAUGUUGUCAUGCCCUACCACCACCCCUGGUCUGCCACUUAUCAUCACCCCAGUCCCAGCUACAACCAUGCCAACUACAUUAGUUCCCAGCUCAUCAUUUCCUCCCUCAAGUAGUAAAUAUAAUCCUCUCACUCCCAUUAUUGCCACACUCCCCACUGUGCCUGACAGAGAGGACAGAGAAAGGGUGACACCUCCUUUGUCUGAAUGGAUUCAGCUCUCCAUCCAUUUUGUGAAUGACACUUGCAUCCAAGUCAACUGGAUGUCACUUUUUUCAGUGAUGGCAUAUAAACUCACAUGGGUUAAAAUGGGCCAUAGUCUGGUAGGAGGAAUUGUUCAUGAACGAAUAAUUAGUGGUGAGAAGCAGCAAUCAAGCUUGGUAAAUCUGGAGCCCAAAUCCACUUACCGGAUUUGUUUGGUUCCACUGGAUACUUAUAACAACUACCGAACUGGAGAAGACACUGUCUGUUCAGAAGCCACAACCAAGGCUUCCUUUUUGAAUGGCAGCAACAUCCCUUCCAGCCAUGAACAGGCAACUUCUCAGAACCUAGGCUCCCCAUUUCUGCUGGCAGGGCUGAUUGGGGGUGCAGUGAUAUUUGUCCUCAUGGUCUUGCUCAGCAUUUUUUGCUGGCACAUGCACAAAAAAGGUCGUUACACCUCCCAGAAGUGGAAAUAUAACCGGGGCCGUCGGAAAGAUGACUACUGUGAGGCAGGGACCAAGAAGGACAACUCCAUCCUGGAGAUGACGGAAACCAGCUUCCAGAUUGUCUCCUUAAAUAAUGAUCAGCUCCUUAAAGGAGAUUUCAGACUGCAGCCCAUUUAUACCCCUAACGGGGGCAUUAACUACACAGACUGCCACAUCCCCAACAACAUGCGAUACUGCAACAGCAACGUCUCAGACCUGGAGCACUGUCAUACGUGAUAGUGAGGGAAGAUGGGGGUCUCUAGGACAAGGAGAAAAAAACUCUAGAAAAAGAUAAACCCCCCAACAAUAAUGAAAAAAAAAAUUACAUUUGAUAAAUGUUACACAGAUGCAUUUAUGCAUUUGAAUACUCUGUAAUUUAUACGGUGUACUAUAUAAUGGGAUUUAAAAAAAAAAGUGCUAUCUUUUCUAUUUCAAGUUAAUUGCAAAUGGUUUUGUAACUCUUUGCUUUUUAAAUCUUUAAAAAAAUAUUGCUGAGUACUGUACAGGGUUGUACAAUAAGAACCCAAUGUCAUGGCAAAGGAAAGAAUGACUCAUUCUUCAAACAUUAACCACUUUGCUGUCGAAGCAGUCUGAGGGAUGUUAAGUUUCUAGGUGUCCUGGAAUACAGGAAAAUAAGUGCAUAUUAAAACAGGGUCACUAGGAACAGGCAAAAGCAAUUCAGAUAAAAUGGGCACAACCCUUCUAACUUGAACCCAGCAGUUGCUGUUGAGCUUCAAACAAUUGGAAAUACAUCCGUUCCUCUUUGUCAGUACUGCACUUCUCACCUCCAACUGAAAGCUGGAGUUCUGAGUGCUGCCAAAAAAGCUACUUUCUUGUUUGAUUAGUUUUCUUUCAAUCUGCUUGGAAUAGGAAACGCGGAAAGAGCUCAGUGUCGAACUCAAAGUGACCUUGAUUCUUAUUUGCAAAAGUUGCUCCGAAAAUGUCCCCACUACUAGAUACUUUAUCUUAGAAACUGUUUGUGCUUUACAUUAGGAUUAAGAAGCUUCAGGCAUUCUGGACCCUGCUCAGUGGGAGGUGAAGGUUAUGUAACAGAGAGUUGUCAUUAAGUUGUGCCUCUUAGUAGAACAGCAUUUGUUGACAUAGCAUGUUCAAGUAAAACCAGAAUGAGGGAAAUUCUGAGUGCUCCCAGCUCUGCAGUAUUCAUGUACAUGUUCAUGUAAUUUGAAAUCUAAAAGUGCAUAUUGCUGAAAACAUGGUGCAAAAUAUAAGGGCAAUGGAAAGGUUUUGCUAAUAAUUUGUAUGAUUCAAGCUUUGACUUAAGGGUCUGAUUUAUGUUCAGUAAGGAAAAAUAAGGAAAAAAAAAGCAAAAAGAGAAAACAACAAGAAAUAUAUUGUAAAAAUUAUUUAGUACUGGAAAAAACUCCAGGGCUAUUAUGAACUGAAAUACGUGCAGUGGGGAAAAUCAUGUACAAAUCUUGGUGAGUUUGUUUGUUUGUUUGUUUUGCUUUUUCUCCUUCCCAAUUAAAGUAUACAGAGACUGACAUUAGCUAAGCAUUUGAUUGACUGGGGAAUUUUGAGAACACAGGUACACAAUCUCCUUCUGAAUUACCCUUCUUUUCCUUAAGCAUUUUUGAGUUUUCCAUAAUGAUUUCUGCUCACAACCAGUAGGCGGGUUUAGAAUUUGAUUUUUUAUACCCUCAGAUUCUUCAGCUGCAAUACUUUCUCAGUCCUUGAGCUUUACAUGCACUAUGCAAAACAUCAUGCUUGUAUUCAAACCAUAAUGCAGCUCUCAAAAUUAUGUAAUAUUUCAACCACUCUGCUAACUCAAUGACUGCCAAGAACUGUGGUGAAAUCUAAUUAUUUGGGGGUUUUUCAGUUUGCUUUUUUAAUGUAGUGAAUUUUCUUCUGAGUUUGGGGACAAGCUAAAGCUACAUCACAUUGAAAAAAAAAAAAGCAAAAAAAAAGCAAAAAAAAAGAGACAAAACUUCCCUGAGGUAGUAGGGAACCAAAGAGAGAAAAUUUUACAGUUAUCACCUAGGAAUACACAGAAAGUUGCUGCAUGUGCAUUAGAAGUAAAGGCUGAAGCACUUUCACAGUGGAAUACUUAGACUUUUCACUUUAUGAAGCUCCUUAUGUUGGAAGAGAGGUUUUUAAUCCUUUCCUUCGCUCAUGUCACUCAACCCAUUCUUGAAACUCAGCAGUCUAUGAGUAUGUAUAUUCUGCAACUCAGAUCACAUGAUAAUACUAAUUUUCUGCAAUGACAAAAUGAUCCUCGUUAUGAUUGAUGGCAAAGUACAACCAUUUUGUAAGGAAUCACAUCCUCCCACCAGCACCUUAUAAAAUCACAUUUUGAAAUUCCACUCUAUAUUCUGUAUAUUUGCUAUUUUCUCCAGCUAUAGCAGAUAUCCUAAACAACCUGUGUGGCUAUUGUAAUAGUCAUCUCACUAAAAUUUUGCUGAGUAAAAGUUUACCAUAUGAUUUCAAAUGGCAUAAUUCUAGUUAGAAAGUCUAUGCAAAGCAGAGGUUUUUUUUCUGCAAUCUAUUUACUGAUGAUAAGGUUGAUACUUUUGGGCUUUGGUUUUUUGUUUUAGUCGGUUUUUGGGGUUUU
Molecule: messenger RNA, 6835 nt
Organism: Sturnus vulgaris (Common starling)
Lineage: Eukaryota; Metazoa; Chordata; Aves; Passeriformes; Sturnidae
Source: RefSeq, a predicted model, not a curated record